This is a messenger RNA of Microplitis mediator, 2291 nucleotides long. Its product is annotated as alpha-amylase 3-like. The transcript has 7 exons. Lineage: Eukaryota; Metazoa; Arthropoda; Insecta; Hymenoptera; Braconidae. The record is from RefSeq and is a predicted model, not a curated record. The coding region runs from base 126 to 2219 and encodes 697 amino acids. Gene Ontology annotation, biological process: carbohydrate metabolic process.
UUUCAUCAGCUGACGGCGUUAUAAAUUUUCACCCGUUGCAUCUAAAAAUACGUAUUUACUGGUUACAAUUUAUUGAAAAAUUUUCAUCAUUCACAAUAUUACCAUCAUAGAAAUAUAUUUAUAAAAUGGAUAAAAUAAGUUUAGAUUCUUCAGCCGAUUUAUUAAAGCCCCGUCUCAUCAUUCAGGAUGAAUCGGAUUGCCCAUUAUUGACACCAAGUUCAUCAGUAACACAUGACGAAACACCAAGUAGUGAACAAUCUUCAUCAAUAUUUAUAAAUCAAUUAAUGAAUAAUAAUAAAGAUUCAUUGAACCAAUCUGAAGAGAUAAAUUCAGUGGCUGCUGCUCUGAGUAAUUUAAACUCUGAAAAUGGUAUAAAAGCCUUUAUGGACAGUGUUGUUAAUAGUAAUAAUAAUAAAAUAAAUGAUGAAUCAAGUUCGAGAGAUCCGAUGGUUGAAUCAUCUAGCGACAGUAACUGUAGUGAACAAUGUAUUAAUAAAGAACCAGUAUGUACGCAAUUAUUGACACAAUUGAAUACUGCGUACCAACAUUUGGCGCCAGAUGCUCAGGCUAUUUUUUGCAGCCAAGAAAAUGGUGGAAAACCGCCACUGGUUGGCGGAAAUGCAAUACAAUUGGUUAUGCCCAAAACACCAAAAGAUUACGAGUUCACGAGGUGGAAUUGGGUUCGAAUUAGACAAGUUUGUUUUUGGGGAAUGAUUUGCGUGUUAACUAUUACUACUACUUUUGCGAUACGUGGAAUUGUUUUAAUGCCACGCAGAUGUGAUCCACCAACUGAAUGGUGGCAAGGAAAACUUUUCUACGAAAUUUUUCCGGCUUCUUUUCAAGAUUCUUCAAAAAUCGGUGACGGUAUCGGUGAUCUCCAGGGAAUAAAUACCCGGAUAAAUUAUUUGAAAAACCUCGGAGUUAAAGCCGUGCACUUGAAUUCAAUAUUUCCCUCCGAACAUUACCCUGAGCACUACUCAAACAUCUUGAGUCUGACUUCCAUCGACGAGAACCUCGGCCGCAUGACCGAUUUUGAAAACCUUCUGAAAAAUCUUCAUCGCAACAACAUGAAAUUAAUUAUAGACCUUCCCGUUCACUAUUUUACUCAUUCAGCCGAGGAAAAAGUUCACAAAAGACACGCAAGCAUCGAAAAUACAACGAAUUCAAACCCAAAAUUCGAGCGUUACAUUUCCAAAAACCUCAACAAUAAUAAUAAUAAUAAUCAAUUCAAUAUAAUUUACGAAAUAACAACAGCGUUAAAAUUCUGGCGAGCUAAACAAGUAGAUGGUUUUUAUUUAAAAGACUUGGAGCACCAUAUCAAUAACAAUACAAAUAUAAUUGAUGCUUUGAAUUACUGGCGAGAUAUUAUGGAGUCUGAUAAAAUUCUCAUGUGCCACUGGAAAGUAUUGAAAGCUAUUAAAGAUAAUGAAGUAAAGACGGCUUUGAUCAGAACAAUGGAUUUAAUAGACGUGACACUUAAUUUUGGCAAUGGAACCCAAGAAAUGAAGAAGCAAAUUGAUGAAGUUAUAAGCAGUGAAAUAUUUGGUGAAUUGAAUAAUGAGAAAAUUAAUAGCAGACCGUGGAUUCAUUGGUCUACGGGAGGAAUUGAGAGACGAUUGAUUAAUAAUUUGGGUGUUCAGAAUGCCAGUUUUGCUGCUACUGUGUUAUCUAUGAUGUUACCAGGGACUCCAAGUUUGUUUUACGGAGAUGAAAUCGGAAUGGGCGAUUGUGCAUGUGAAGAUCAUAAUGAUUUAGAACAUUUGCAUAGUUUACCACCAAUGCCUUGGCAAAUUGUUUUAAACAACAAGUCGGAAGGAUUCUCAAUGAACGGAAUGAUUAUUCCAUGGCUACCGGCUUCUAAUGUAUUUUCAAAUGAAAACGCUAUCAUGGAAGACUCGUUGGGAAAAAUGAUUCGCUUAAGGCAGUCUACUGCACCGAUUUUCAGUGAUACUGCGAAAAGACACGAGCUGUUUGGGGUUAAUUGUGAAGUCAAAUACGCUCGCGAUGAAUUAAUUAUUAUUGAGCGAUGGUAUACACGUCAAAAUACAUAUAUUUAUCUAGGUAAUUUUGGUAACACAACGCACAAAAAAGAUUUUUCUUCAUUUUUUUACGAAGGACGAAUCUUAGUUGGACCCUUGAAAAAAAUAAAUCAAACUAUUCACUUUAAAGAAUUUUCCAUUGCACCUGGUGAAGCUUUUGUCAUACAACUAGAGAAAUAAGUAAUAUAACUACCUCGAUAAUUUUGUAAAGUAUUUUUCUUUCUUCAAUAAAAUUAAAUAAUUUAUUUUCUA